This is a messenger RNA of Exaiptasia diaphana, 3766 nucleotides long. Its product is annotated as leucine-rich repeat and coiled-coil domain-containing protein 1. Bases 475 to 3582 code for a protein of 1035 amino acids. Gene Ontology annotation, molecular function: protein binding. NCBI's taxonomy places the organism in Eukaryota, Metazoa, Cnidaria, Anthozoa, Actiniaria, Aiptasiidae. The transcript is spliced from 23 exons. The record is from RefSeq and is a predicted model, not a curated record. Gene Ontology annotation, cellular component: cytoplasm.
AGUACAAUGUACGAUGUUUUAAUUCAAAGAGUAAAAAAAGAAAAAAAUAUCAUCUUGCUGUGAAAUGUUUUAGAAAAUACGUUAUCUGUCAGGAAUGAUGACGUGAAAAUCUCAUACUCGUGACUUCUUCGGAUUACGAUCGUUGCACGAAUACUUCACGAGUCAUUGCCGAAAAUAGAAGUCAAGUCUGGCGCCAUUUUGAAAAUUUCGAAGACAACACAAAUGAUAGCAAAUGUCAAACAGCUGAAAAUAUGGAAGGAAAUUGGUCUUUCAGGACACAAACAUGCACUUCACUUGAAAUGUAGUGCUUCGUGCUUGUGAAAAUGAUUUGUUUGGAUUUUUAAGAGGAAAUUAUCGUUAAACAACGAACUUUCCUCAAACUUGUCAAAACAAAUCUGAAAUGGUAGUACAAAGUGUGUUGUAAUUUCUUGACGAGGUUCUAAACAAGAAUUAAGAUUUUUACAUGUAAAAGGAAUGGCUGAACAAAACCUGCCUUGGCAAAAUGACGCAACAAGUUACACAAGACCAAAAGAAAUAUGCUGGAUUGAUUCAAAAAUAUCUUCAAUACUCCAAUUGAGCCUUCACUCUGACUUGGUAUCACUAAAUCUUCACUGUAACAGGAUUUCAAAAAUUGAAGGUCUAGAUUCCCUGUAUAAUUUGAAGCAUUUGGAUCUUUCAUCCAAUCAGAUUGCAAAGAUCGAAGGCCUUGGAAAUCUAUUGUCCCUGAGAACUUUAAACUUAUCGUGUAAUCAGAUAAAACUGGUAGAAGGAAUUGAAAAUUUAAAGAAUCUCAGCAAGUUUGAUGCUUCGUAUAAUUUCAUUGAUAACAUAUCUGGUUUAAAGAACUUGCAUGGCUCUAAUUAUCAUAUAUCACAUGUUUAUCUCCAUGGAAACCAAUUGUCUUCGCUAGAGCAUGUCAUCAAUUCACUAGUUGGAUGCRUCAAGCUGCAAGAACUGAGCUUUGAGUUAUAUGGUGACAGGAAUCCAGUAUGUGAAUUGAGAGGGUAUAGAUCGAGUUUAAUGUCAACAUUAAGGUCACUAGUAGUACUUGAUGGUAUGGAUCGUGAGGGGAGGCCUGCCACUGUUAAUGGGCAUGGUCGAGAUAUUCCAGAAUUAGAUGAAUACCUUGAUUUUCUUCUUUCUUCAAGCUCCUCUGAGGUAGUUCCCAAUAAGGAUGUAAGAUUUGACGUGGCUACACCAAGAAUUGACAUGGUUUUGAACAAAUUCAAAAGUCGUCCCAUCUUAWCAGACACUGAUGUCAGUACUGGUACAACACCACCAAGCAAAGACCAAACAGUGUUUAGUAAAACACCAACUAAAGUGAGACUUUCAGUUGACCAUGAAGUCAGACUUGAGAAACUAGAGAACCAGCUGUCAAACCUCUUAUAUGCUGACAUAAAGCCUGAAUCCAAAAGAGGAAGAACUACCAAGAACUCACAAGAAACAAGAACAAGUAAUUCAGAUGAAUCUGACACAGAGAAUUCUCCUCCUCACAAAGAAAAAGCUACAAAAACUGUCAAAAAGACAAGAACUAGAKUCCCUCCAAAAAGAAYRGYGGAUAAAAAACCCAMUAGUACUAAGACCAAGGUUACUAAGGCCAUGGUUACUAGAGAAACAGACUCAACAACAUCUCCGACGUCUACCUCAGGGGGGGAUCCCAGGGGAGGUAUUGGUAUCAAAGUCAGUGGGAAGUCAAUAUAUGGAUCAAAGAAUGUUAGAAAGCCAGAAGAUGAUGCAACUCUAUUGUCACUGAUUCAAGAGCUGGAAGCUGAACGAGAAAGACGUUGGAAAGCAGAGCAAGCUGGCAGGAAACUUGUGGACCACAUCCAAGGAAUGCAAAAUAAAGAUGUGGAGGAAAAGAAACUACAGGAAGCAGYGAUUGCUGCAAGUGCUCGUCUGAAGCAAGCACUACUCAAAGAGAGAGAAUCUAAAGCUGUACUAAAAAAUAUUAGUGAUGAACUGCAGAAUAAGAACAAGGAUUUACUGGACGAAGUGGAAAGAUUAAAAGAAUCCAAYGAAGAACAGAGAAAGGUCAUGAGAAGCAUGGAAGACACAACGAGCAAGAUGGAAGCUGAGAUGAUGAAAAAGCAAGCUUAUGAGGCAUCCAAAUCACAAGAAUAUCAACUCCAGGCCGCUGCUAAAGAACGAGAAGUAGAACUUCUUGAACAYACUUCAUCACAGCUGAAAGGACAACUACAGCAACUCCAGGAACUACUGGCUACAAGGGAACAGGAACACAAGAAUGCCGUGGAGGGGAUGGUUAAAAUAGAUAGUCAGGAAAUGCGUAACGUGGUAGAGCGUGAGGUAGCCAAGCAAGAGGCUCGUUAUGAACAAGUCAUUGUACAAUAUCAACAAAGUCUCCAAAAGAAAGAUUCAGAGUAUGCGGCUUUAGAAGAUGAAUUUCGCAUGGGUCUUCAACUAGAAGCUAAUCGCUUUAAAGAGUUACAAGAUGCUUUUGAGCGUGUAAGUGAGGAGGCAGCCCAGUAUAAACUGACAAUACAGACGUCAACACAGAAAGARAGCAAAGCCAGUAACAUGGUCAAUGAAUUGACGGCAAUGGUAAAGGAACAGCGUGCCAGGCUAAGUGAGCUUUCCAAGGGACGACAUGAAAUAGUGUCCGAGUAUAAAGAAAGAAUUCAACACCUUGAAAGCCAGMUGAAUGACGCAAGACGACAAUUAACACGGCUUGAAAUGCUAGAGCAGGACAAAUCCAAAUUGGGUGCGCAAAUCAGAGCUCAAGAAUCUGUCAUCGAAGGGUUGCGGACUGAGAGAAAACUAUGGAGUCAGGAAUUGGCACAACAAGGUGCUUCUCUCGCACAAGAUCGUGGGCGAUUGGAAUCCCGUAUCGAAGCGUUGACGGCUGAACUCAAUCAAGUUAAAAAGCAAUCCCAGAGUGAGAAUGAAACCAUUCGAAUAAAGGCCAAGAUGAUUGAAGAUCAAACAGACACUAUCAGAAAACUCAAACAGGCUGUCACAGACCGUGAUAACGAUUUUAAAAAACUCAAGGACGAAAGCGCCAAGACGAUAUCUGAUCUUGAAAAUCAGUUAGCUAAUGAAACUACUAAUAGUCAACAACUUCAGGAAGAAGUUGAUUCGCUUUCAGAAAGAAAGCGAGAAUURAAAAAGGAACUUCAGGAUAAGCAUGAAGAGUUGGACGAAACAAAACAAGGUCUCAGGUCGCUGCGUAGUAAAUGGCAGGAGAAAAGCGCCSUUAUCGGUCAAAUGGAAGCGGAAGUCGUCAAAAUGAGGGAUAGUUUCAAAGAGAAAGAGGCAGCGUUGAUAUCUGAGCGAGACAAAGCUCUGGCAACCAGCAAAGAUGCUGUCGAGAAGAUGAAAACAGCUGACGAUGCUUUCCGGCGUCAACUCGAGUCCGAGAAAAACUCUUACGAGUUACAAAUAAACAAGUUGUCAAAAGACAAGCAAAACGAAGUAGACAUCGCUCAAAAAAGGGUACUUGAUGUGGAAGACGAAAUGCGAAUGCUCCUACAAGAAAACGCCAUAACGAAGAAGACGCUAGAAAUGAGAAUCAAAAAAUUGACGUCGGCUUUUACGGAAAUCCAACAGGAUCUGGCAACAUCGUAACGAGACAGAACGUAAGACAGGAGAACCUAACAGUCGUUACGCAAUCGUUAGUCUGCGUUUUUUUUUUGCAGUCUUUACCCAACCGUUAGUCUUUGCCUAAGUCUUUACGUUCAGCUGUCUUCUCUUUACGAUUUUUUACGCAAUCCUCAGUCUUUACGUAACGCAUUCGGUCUUUACGUGGCUG